GUGAAGCAAUGGGAGACAUCAACAGACAACCACCACACUCAUCUGAAUAUACUAGUUGAUCUCACUGAUAAUUUGGAUUCACCAUGAGGUUGAUCAGCCAUCCUAGCUCAUUCAUCUCUGGUCGUGGGGUGCUGGUUGCAUUUGUAUGCGCAAUCAUAGCACUGUGUUUGUCCCAGGUCUUGUUACGUGCUUCAUACUACUUCAAAGUACGACAUUUGCCACUGGCCCAUCAGCUCGGCUUCUUUGAGCGCUGGUUCACAGGCAAAGGGAUACGGCAGUUCAUCACAGACUUCACGUCUCUGAGGAAGGAGGGCUUUGCGAAGAAUAAGAAUGCAUUCCGCGUGCAGACUGACCUUGGCGAAGUCAUCGUCUUGGGUCCUCAUUAUGCCACCGAAAUUAGAGAAGACAACGGACUUUCUGCAGGAGUUUACACUAAUACCGAAUUGAUGGGAUUCAUUCCAGGCAUGGAAGCUUUUGCCUUCGCUGGCACUCAUAGAGGCCUCAUGCACGAUGUCAUUACCAAGAAACUCAAUCGGGCUUUGCCACAGUUGGUCUCCGAUCUCUCGGUGGAAACAGCUGGAUGCCUCAAAUCCACUUGGAGUGAUGAUUCUCAAUGGCACGCUGUAUCACUGUACCAAACAGCACUCCUUUUGGUUGCGCAAGUAUCAGUUCGUGCAUUUCUGGGUCCUGAGAUGUCUGGCAACAGGCGAUGGGUUGAAAUCAACUCCCAAUACACUGUUGUGGGGUUGGGUGCUGUAAUGGCGUUGCGAUCCUGGCCACGUUGGCUGCUACCGCUUAUUCAUCGCUUCCACCCCCAGGUGCGGGCCACGCAGGCUCUGCUGUCCGAGGCGAGAGAGAUCAUGAAGCACGAACGUGAGAAACGCAAACAGAAUAAGCACCGCCAAGUGGACUCCCUUGACUGGUUUGACGAGGUGGCUUCACAGAGGGGCGACCAGUAUGAUCCGGCAGUUGCUCAGCUGACGUUCGCGGUGGCCGCCAUGCAUAGCACUACGGACCAACUGUGCCAAGUGCUGAUCGACUUGAGAAAUCAUCAAGACGUGGUAGAUGCAUUGCGGAGGGAGCUCAUCGAAGCGGUCACGCGCGAGGGCUGGAAGCAGGCGGCUUUCAACCAGCUGAAGCUGAUGGAUAGUGUUUUGAAAGAGACCCAGCGGCUAAAGCCUAUCAACCAGGUUUUCAACAAACGAGCCGUCCUUCGAGACCUUGAACUCAGCAACGGGGUCCGCCUACCCAAGGGCGCUUUCAUAGCCGUGUCAGCUCACCAAAUGCGGGAUCCAGAUCUUUUUCCCGAUCCGGAUGAUUUCAAAGCGGACCGCUUCAUUGAGAGAGCCGAGUCCGACCCCGACAAGGCGCGUUUCUGCGGCUUUUCUUCUGUCAGCAUUGAUCACACCGGCUUCGGCUUCGGGAAACAUGCCUGUCCUGGCCGUACUUAUGUGGCACUGGAGCUUAAAGUCCUCCUGGCUCAUAUCCUGCUCAAGUACGACUUUAAAAUGCCGGAUAGCGCCGAGCCCAGUCUCAUGAAUCACGGGUUCGACAGCCUCACUGAUAUGACGGCCUCUAUCCUAGUUAAGAGACGGAAGGAAGAGAUUGAGUUGCCGGCUUAAGUGCAAAUCAUUCGAUACGAGCAUAGGGAUCUUGUUUUGCCUAAGUUUCAGUAGAACCACGCUUCGCCAAUAGCCUUUUGCUCAUUCAUAGACCGAAGUGAAAGAUUUGAAUUAGCCACUCAAUUCAUAAAUGAUAUGACAGUUGAUUCGUCUGAAGGCAAAAUUUGGUUUAAAUUUGUAUCCUUGAUCAAGGCAAUGCUUAUUC
Messenger RNA from Colletotrichum destructivum, 1827 nucleotides. RefSeq names its product Putative cytochrome P450. The record is from RefSeq and is a predicted model, not a curated record. Gene Ontology annotation, molecular function: oxidoreductase activity, acting on paired donors, with incorporation or reduction of molecular oxygen; iron ion binding; heme binding. NCBI's taxonomy places the organism in Eukaryota, Fungi, Ascomycota, Sordariomycetes, Glomerellales, Glomerellaceae. The transcript is spliced from 6 exons. Bases 84 to 1622 code for a protein of 512 amino acids.